AUGUUGCACCGCUUUUGCCGUCGCUCGACCGCCACUUCCGUCCAGCGUCAACGUCGUUUCACUACCGCUGCUUCUUUUUACUUAGACGCUAAAGCUGCAUGCAAGGGUAAGCGUUGCGCACUGGGCAAGGACAACAGCGGGAUUGUUGCCAAUCCGUCAAACUGUGGAGAAGACUCGUACUUCCUUACGGCGGAUGUAGUGGGUGUGGCUGACGGCGUUGGAGGAUGGAAUGAAAAUGGAAUCGAUCCAGGCAAGAUCUCGCGCUCCCUUAUGCAUAACGCGGCAUUGUUUGUGCGCCAGCAAUCGAGUAGUGGAGAGAAGGCUACUACACAGCAGGUAUUGUCUUACGGAUAUUCACAGGCACUACUAGAUGAUGAGGUUGAAGCAGGUAGCACAACAGCAUGCAUUGUGCGAUUAAAGCAGUCGAUCGACGGAAAGCCCAUGCUUGAGUAUUCGAACCUCGGAGACUCAGGAUUUGUGCUCAUUCGCAAUGGCGAAAUUAUCUUUCGCAGCAAAUAUCAGUACUAUGGCCGAGCACCGUAUCAGCUGGCGAAGAUACCACUACGAUUUAAGCAAUAUGGUGCUAUCGAAAACCACCCUGAUGAUGCAGACUCGGGUGAGAUAGAUGUGCAAGAUGGAGAUCUUAUCGUACUCGCCACUGACGGUGUCUGGGAUAACUUUGCCCCGGAUCUUCAGAAAGCCCCGGCGCAAUUUCCGCCAAUGCUGUCUUGGCGACGAUAUUGGUCAGGUGAAGUCGCAUCCUUCUUGGAUGUAAUUGCGGAAAACCUUGACAACGCAGCCGAAAACAUUGUGCUGGCCUCGCUUCGCCAUAAUCUUAAGCCUGAUGACAUAACUGUUGUUGUGGCAAAGGUAGUUGUUAUGACUUCCAAACUGUAG
This is a messenger RNA of Plasmopara halstedii, 897 nucleotides long. RefSeq lists its product as uncharacterized. The transcript has 5 exons. The coding region runs from base 1 to 897 and encodes 298 amino acids. NCBI's taxonomy places the organism in Eukaryota, Oomycota, Peronosporomycetes, Peronosporales, Peronosporaceae. The record is from RefSeq and is a predicted model, not a curated record.